CGGAAGCACGUGUCAACGUUUGGACCAGUCGUACGCGCUCUGAAGCUGCGUUCGACGCGGCCACAACGCUCCGUUAGACCUCUGUUGGACACCUUUAGGCCGUGGGCCUAAUCUCUCCGUUGAGAGCCCGAAAAAGAGCCGCCAUUUUUUGGGUGCAAUUUGAUACACCGGGUCUUUUGCUAGCCACGGCGGUAGCGCUGUUGUCGCACAAUCUCGCCGCCGGCGUGUGUUUAGUAAGUGCGGUACAGUUUGCGCUUGAGAUACACGUUUUGGAAGGGUUACGGUUGUGUUUAUGCCGAUUCCUUUUAUAGAUAAUUUGUAUUAGUGACACCGAGCGUACGGCGACGUUGCUUCCGACUGGAUCUAUCUGGCGUCAUCAGCGGACUGACGACCGGCACGAAGUUCCGCGUAUGGGGUGAGAGGAUUUAAUUUUGGCUACGUAGUUACAACUGGCAUGAAAAAAAAAAGGAUCUUAGUUGGAUGUGGCGUUGUCGAGAAUUUAACGUAGUUUUUUCACAUAUAUUCUUCGUACUCUCGAACUUGCGUACUAUACUGUGCUUGGAGAAUAAAGGAGACAGGAGCUUACUCUGUACACUGUAUACUGAAUUGAAUUGCAAAUUCCCGAGGAUGCAAUAAUUUACUCUGGUUGUAUUCCAUGUCAAUUCAUCCUGGUCCUGAUAAAAAUUUGGAUGUUAGAGAGCAGAAGGAUGGCGACAAGUCGGGUAAUUCAGAUGAGCAAAUGCAGGCCGACAGAAGGCGCUUUUCGUUGCUUCGGAUGCGAGCGGCCCUUGAGAAGCUAGAAGAAACACUCCAACCUGAUCGCGUCUCUGAAGUAUCCAGCGAACAAGUGAAAUUCAAAGAGAGUACUCGAAGUCCUGACACGAGGUUUGGGGUUGAGACUCCUCCUUCAACUGCGAGAGAACCUUCUCGAGGUAAUCAGACGAAACCUGCCAAUGAAGCGCCCAAAAGUUUCGCCCAAUACCAAUCGAACCAACCCCUGAAGAGGGGCGCUGUAGAUACUGAGGAAAAGAAGAGUUCGAGUGGUCAGAGAAAAGAAGGCAGGGGUCUGAUGUCGAGUCCAAAUGCAAAUGCUCAAACGUGUUUGAAAGCAGAUCUCUCGGGCAAAAGACCUCUCUUUAACUCGUCGUCAAACAGGAUGUCCCUGCUCCUGGAUAAGGGCAGGUCUCGGCAAAAUACCCUCGCGCAGGGUCGCCAUGCAGUCAAUGUCGAUUCGUCUGGGUCAGCGACGUCUCAACGCUUGCCUCCUCCACCUGUGCCAGUGAAACCGCAGAAUUCAGCGUUGGGCAAUAUUUCUAGGUAUUCUUUGGUCGACAGCGGAUCUCUGCGUCCGUUAACGCAAAGCUACAAUGCAACGCACAUGCUCGGCGCACAGCACAGAGCCGGGGGCGCCGACAUCGGGGCCAGACCCGGCGCGGACCUGCCAUCGGCUGUGCCUUCGACUAUAAGUAGAGUCUCGUCCAGUCAAGUGAUAUUGCGGUCGAGCCCACGAGAAUCGCCGGUCUCGCCGGUGCAGGAGAGAAGGGGCCAUGCGGAGGCGGUUAGUAACGCGUCCCAAACCGAAGCCGGUACCAUCAGGAUAGACGAGAAGGGUCGUCAGUUCACCGUGGGGAAGCCCCGAGAUUCGAGCUACUACAUGCUGAAUAUAGAGGAGCCGACGAACAACAACUAUUGGUCAAUUCUCUCCAAAAACAAAAGUAUAGCGGCGGUUGGAAAUUUUGCUAAGGGCAUAGCCAAGAAUCUGUCUAAGAAUCGGGCAAGUCUUGAGUUGGGCGAGGGAGAUGCGUAUCACGGCCAGGGUGACGACUGGGACAUGCCGAGGCGUGCGGAGUCUCAUUGGCAGAUGCCUUGUCUGGAUCGGACUUCUAAAGAGGUGCAGAGCCUGGUCGACAUGAGCGUCCUGGACGAGGGAUACCACAUCGAGUUGGGCGUUCCUGGCACGAGCUUUCCGGAGACGCUGUCUCUCGACUACGAGUCUGAGUACACUCCCUACUACGGCAAGUAUAUUUACAACGUGAAUCACGUGAACUACAUCGGACACGACGAAGAAAACGAUACGUACUGGGUUGUGUCGAUAGAGUCCCUCAACCGCAACAGGAGGCAAGAAUUUAUCAAAGCGCUGGUUCGCGGCACCGACGGCUACUAUCGGCUCAAGAUCGAGACCAGCCUGCUACAGGCCGGCGGUAUUGGCACCCUGGCCGACAAGGCCAAGGGAUCCGGCCUCAGAAAGCUGCAGUCCGCCUACAAAGACAUCCCGGAGUUGGAGAGGGUCAAGUUCGUGCGCGUGAGGGAUCCAGGGCUAAAGGAGGAGCUCCUGUCCAUGGAAGAGAAAGAGGUGGCGUUGGGCGCCAAGUACAAGUUCGGUGUUCUGUACGUUAAGCCUGAUCAGACGGAGAAUGAGAUCUUCGCCAAUUGUGACCCGAGUCCGGCUUUCUAUGAGUUUUUAGAAUUUUUGGGUGAAAAGAUCGAACUCCGCGGCUGGUCUAAGUUUCGGGGUGGCCUGGACGUGAAAACCGGGAACACCGGGGAGCACUCGAUCUAUCACGAGAUCAAUGGCAUCGAAAUCAUGUUCCAUGUCUGCGUGAUGCUUCCAUCACAACCCAACGACCUUCAGCGAGUCGAGCGAAAGCGCCACAUUGGAAAUGACGUUGUGGUCUUUGUGUUUCUUGAGGAAGGCUGCGAGCCCUAUUUGGUCACGAAGCUCACUUCCAAGUUCGUCCAGGUUCAGUACAUAGUGAAGGUGUGUCCUGGGACGGGAACUGGGCCCUCCAAUCCUACCAAGUACAUGCUCGCUGUCGUCACGAAGGCCGGCAUAGAACCGCACAUGCCACAGCUCCUGUUUCCGUCGAUAUACGAGAGAACGCCGGAAUUCAGGAACUUUCUCUUGACAAAGGCCAUCAAUUCUGAGAGAGCGUCUCUCAUGUCCGCAGAGUUUCAUAUGAAGGCCAGGCACACUAGAAAAUUCUUUAUGAAAGAUCUCUACGAGAGAUAUUCCUAGAAGUUGAAUUAAAUGCGUUUUUUCAAUUCUGUUUACUACUACUUGA
This is a messenger RNA of Schistocerca gregaria, 3062 nucleotides long. RefSeq lists its product as uncharacterized. Gene Ontology annotation, molecular function: GTPase activator activity. Gene Ontology annotation, cellular component: cytoplasm. NCBI's taxonomy places the organism in Eukaryota, Metazoa, Arthropoda, Insecta, Orthoptera, Acrididae. Gene Ontology annotation, biological process: regulation of small GTPase mediated signal transduction; activation of GTPase activity. The transcript is spliced from 4 exons. The record is from RefSeq and is a predicted model, not a curated record. Bases 656 to 3016 code for a protein of 786 amino acids.